Messenger RNA from Daldinia childiae, 774 nucleotides. Its product is annotated as Eukaryotic translation initiation factor 4E type 3. NCBI's taxonomy places the organism in Eukaryota, Fungi, Ascomycota, Sordariomycetes, Xylariales, Hypoxylaceae. The record is from RefSeq and is a predicted model, not a curated record. The transcript is spliced from 2 exons. Gene Ontology annotation, biological process: translational initiation. Gene Ontology annotation, cellular component: eukaryotic translation initiation factor 4F complex. The coding region runs from base 1 to 774 and encodes 257 amino acids. Gene Ontology annotation, molecular function: translation initiation factor activity; RNA 7-methylguanosine cap binding.
AUGGCUACGCGACCGAGUUUGUUUACCAGAGGGCUUUCCUCCCUCUCACAGAGCACCGAUGCGAACUCGCCGAAUGUCAGCUCGCCCGCCGAGCAGCGAGACGAUGCUAAGCGCAACUUGUUCAAGACCAUGCGCCCUCUGCCCACCCAGCAUUACUGGAACGUCUAUUUUGAUAGACAAGCUAAAGAUCAAAAGAAGGAAGACGAUGCCAACUACCAGGCAUCGCUAGAACAGCUAGGAACCCAGAUCGAGUCGGUCCAAGACUUUUGGCGAUACAACAACAAUACCCCAGUAGACCAGAUAAAGAUGCGCGAGUCUAUCUACUUGUUCAAGAGCGGUUUCAAACCUAUUUGGGAGGAUCGCCGUAACGUGCUGGGUGGUAGUUGGACCUUUCGCGUGCCUAAAAGUUCCGGCCCCGACUUUUGGACCCGCAUCCAGCUGAUGGCCAUCGGCGAAAAGCUACAAGAGGUUUUGGAGGAAGGCGACCAGAUCUGUGGUGUUGGCCUCUCCGUGCGUUUCAACUCGCACCUGGUUUCCAUCUGGCACCGCGACGCGUCUAAGCAAAAGUCCAUUGAUAAUCUACUACAAGCUGUCUUAGACGACUUACCUCCUGAGCUAACGCCGAAGUCCGAUAACUACUUCUACAAGAAGCACUCGGACCACCCCGGUUUCAACCCGCCUCCCGAGCUUAAGGCAGUCAUAGACUCGCAAAAGAAGACCCUGGAGGCGGCCGCAGCUAAGAGCGCUGCUACCGAGGCCCCUCCAUCGGAGUAA